AUGGCGGUUCGGUGGGUGCUUCUGGUGUUGACAUAUGCCAUGGUGUUUGAUUUGGCUAAUUCAUAUGAUCGCCCACCUGCGAGCAAGUCCCUAUUCGUCUCUCUCUCCAGAGAUCUUGAUUCUACUUCUCCACAACAGGUGCAUAUAUCUCUGGUUGGUAAAGACAAGAUGAGGGUUUCGUGGAUUACUGAAUCCCCAACUCCGGCAACAGUAAAGUAUGGUACAUCUCCGAGGUCGUAUGAAUUGUCUGCGAAUGGGAGUACGACUUCCUACCAUUACUUGUUGUAUCAGUCCGGGGAAAUACAUGACGUUGUCAUCGGUCCAUUGAAGCCAAAUACAGUUUAUUACUACCGUUGUGGCUUGGAUUCAUCCCCUGAAUUCAAUUUCAAAACUCCACCAGCACAAUUCCCUAUCCGGUUUGCCAUUUCAGGUGAUCUUGGACAGACAGAGUGGACUAGCUCCACCAUUCAGCACAUUGCAAAAUCAAACUAUGAUAUGUUGCUCCUACCAGGGGACUUGUCAUAUGCUAAUGGAGACCAGAAAUUAUGGGACUCGUUCGGACGGUUUGUUCAGCCACAAGCAAGCCAGAGGCCAUGGAUGGUGACACAAGGCAAUCACGAGAUCGAGAAAAUCCCUAUAAUCCAUCGUCACAAGUUUACAUCCUAUAAUGCAAGAUGGCGUAUGCCAUUUGAGGAGAGUGGUUCCGAUUCCAACUUGUACUAUUCCUUUGAUGUUUCUGGUGUCCAUGUGAUCAUGUUGGGAUCGUACACUGAUUUUGAGCCCGGCUCAGCACAGUAUAGGUGGCUUCAAACCGACUUGAGGAAGGUAAACAGGAGCGUGACACCGUGGGUCAUUGUGCUUAUCCAUGCACCAUGGUACAAUUCUAAUACUGCUCAUCAGGGGGAGCGUGAAUCCGUUGGGAUGAAGGCAGCCAUGGAAGAUUUACUUUAUGGAGCUCGCGUUGAUUUCGUUUUUGCAGGACAUGUCCAUGCCUAUGAGCGCUUUACUCGCAUUUACAAGGAAAAACCAAACAAUUGUGGUCCAGUACAUAUCACUAUUGGAGAUGGUGGCAAUCGCGAAGGCCUUGCCAGCGAGUAUAUAGACCCGAAACCAAACGUUUCAGUUUUCAGGGAGGCCAGUUUUGGCCACGGCCAACUUGAGGUGUUGAAUGCGACCCACGCUAUCUGGACAUGGCACAGAAAUGACGACAAUGAAGCAACUCCAUCUGAUACAGUCUGGUUAAGAAGCCUCGCAUCAGAUCCAGCUUGUAAAGCAGGUCCUGCACAAUGA
Molecule: messenger RNA, 1290 nt
Organism: Ilex paraguariensis (yerba mate)
Lineage: Eukaryota; Viridiplantae; Streptophyta; Magnoliopsida; Aquifoliales; Aquifoliaceae
Source: the annotation of a GenBank genome assembly